UGGAUACAUUAAAUGAAGGUAAUCCUUCAUGGACUUGAUCCGUUGAGGUGUUUUGGUGGGUGACAGAAAGGAAGCGAUUGAGUCACAGAUCUGGUACUGAUGCUUCCAAAAGACCUUAUGCUUCUUUUCCUCUUCCUCUGGCAAGCCAUUGCUGGGAAGGCAGCACCAUCCCUUAAUGACACUGUAAUUAUAGGCAUGAGGGUGGAGAAUAGUAGCAAGGACGAGACAAUCAUUUUGGAAGAUGGCAUGACCCAAGUGGUGGAAGGAAGCCUGAUUCACAUUCGGAUCUAUGGUAAAGAAAUCCACAAAUUCAGCUGGCGGAGGAUUCGGUUUGUGGAGAUGACUUCCUUGAGUACUUUUAUCAGGAACUUUUCAGUCUGCCCUCAAGGAACAAGCGAUUUAUUGAUACAGCCGUACCUCGGCGAUGUGCAAAAUACUUCCGCCAUACUCUCUGUGAAGGUCCAGAUCCUGCGGAAGAAUAUCCACUUCAAGGACUACAUUAUAUGCCUUCAGGAUCAUCAUGGGAGAUCACGCCAGCUGCUCAGGGAGAGUCACCUGCUGCUCCGAGUGAUAGAGGACAAAAGUUUGCAGCUACCCCUCUGGCUUCAAAUUACUAUAGUAGUUACCCUCUUGGCGCUCUCAGGGCUCUUUAGCGGCCUCACCCUAGGCCUCAUAGCCCUUGACCCUAUGGAAUUGCGCAUUGUGAAAAAUUGUGGCACGCCCAGGGAGAGGAAAUAUGCCACAAAGAUCGAACCCCUCCGAAUAAAGGGGAAUUAUUUGCUCUGUUCUCUGCUGCUGGGUAACGUUUUAGUCAAUUCUUCUCUCACCAUAUUGUUGGACACAGUUAUUGGGGAAAACAUUUGGUCUAUUGUGAUGGCUACUAUUUCCAUCGUCCUCUUCGGGGAGAUCCUUCCACAGGCCAUCACCUCCCGUCAUGGUUUGGCAAUAGGUGCCAACACUGUCUUCAUCACCAGGUUGGUUAUGUUUCUCACAUUCCCGGUUGCUUACCCUAUCAGUAAGCUCUUGGACUACCUCCUUGGGCAAGAAAUGGGCACCGUCUACAACCGAGAGAAACUGAUGGAGAUGCUUCGGUUGACUCAGCCUUAUAACGACUUGUUGAAAGAAGAGCUGAAUAUCAUCGAAGGAGCCCUGGAGUUGAGGACUAAGACGGUGGAAAGUGUCAUGACGCCAUUAAAAGACUGCUUCCUUAUCAGCAGCAAUGCCAUCCUGGACUUUGAUACAAUGACCGAGAUCCUAAAGAGUGGCUACACCCGUAUCCCAAUCUACAAGAAUGAGAAAGGGAACAUUAUUGACAUGUUGUAUGUCAAAGAUCUUGCAUUUGUUGAUCCAGAUGAUUGCACCCCACUCAAGACAAUCACCAAUUUUUACAACCACCCAAUCCAUUAUGUCUCUGACACUACCAGGUUGGAUGCUGUGCUUGAAGAAUUCAAAAAAGUUUGGUAA
This is a messenger RNA of Thamnophis sirtalis, 1464 nucleotides long. The record is from RefSeq and is a predicted model, not a curated record. NCBI's taxonomy places the organism in Eukaryota, Metazoa, Chordata, Lepidosauria, Squamata, Natricidae.